Molecule: messenger RNA, 1149 nt
Organism: Talaromyces stipitatus ATCC 10500
Lineage: Eukaryota; Fungi; Ascomycota; Eurotiomycetes; Eurotiales; Trichocomaceae
Product: CobW domain protein
Exons: 2
Coding region: 1-1149 (382 amino acids)
Cellular component (GO): cytoplasm
Source: RefSeq, a predicted model, not a curated record
AUGGCAAUAGAACCUCCCACCCCAAUAACAAUCCUAACCGGCUUCCUAGGCUCUGGCAAAACCACUCUCCUGCUAAACCUCCUCCCCCAAUUGCCUUCAGACUAUCGUCUCGCGCUCCUCAAAAACGAAUUCGGCGACAUCGCAAUCGACUCACAACUCGCCUCCGAACAAUCCAUUUCUGGUGUCCGCGAGUUAUUGAACGGAUGCAUCUGCUGCAAUCUCGUGGGCCAACUCGACUCCGCCCUGACCCAACUACGUACCGAAAUCAAACCGGACAGAAUCAUAAUCGAAACAAGCGGGAGCGCGUUCCCCGCGACAUUGGCCAUGGAAAUAACCCGUCUCGCGACCGAGAACGAAUCUACAAAGGGCCAUUUCGUGCUGGAUGGGGUUAUAAGUGUAAUCGACGUGGAGAAUUGGCAAGGGUAUGAAGAUACGAGUUAUACGGCAAAGAUGCAAGCGCGAUACACGGAUUUGAUUGUGUUUAAUAAAUGGGAAUUGGUGGAUGAGAGACGGUUUGAUGUGUGUUUGGAUCGGCUGGGGGAUUUGGAGCUUGAUUCGCCGACGCCCUGGGUUAAGUCGGAUAGGGGGAGGGUAGAGAGGGAUGUGUUGCUGGGUAUUGAUGGAGCCUUGUUAGCCAAGGAGGGUGGUCAUAUUGAACAUGAGCAUGAUCAUGACCAUCAGUCUGAAGUCGAAGUCCUCUCCCUCACCCUCCCAUCCCACGACGACAGCGCAGUCCUAGAUCUGCCCAAAUUCACGUCCCUGCUCAAAUCAACCUCAAAGGAAGAAGUCUACCGUAUCAAAGGUACAAUCCUCUGCUCCUCGUCACAGAUUCCGCAAAACUCUGAUCCGACUUUUCUCACUACAUCUUUUACUGGCACAUACACAUCAGAAUCGAAAACGAAGAGGAUGUACAUUCUGAAUUGGGCAUUUGGUAGGUGGACAUUCACGCCUACUUCUGCAGAGGGCGGGACGGAUGUUGUUGCCAGGUUGACGUUUAUACUUGCGCGGUAUGAGUCGGUGAAGUGGAAGAGAAAACUUGAGACGGGUGAAUAUGUCGCUGUUGAGGGUUCAGCGGAUAAUAAGGCCAAGGUUGAGAAUGGUAAUUAUCAACAUGAACUUUUAGGGGGUAAUAACCCACAAUUAUUCUAA